Molecule: messenger RNA, 906 nt
Organism: Panthera uncia (snow leopard)
Lineage: Eukaryota; Metazoa; Chordata; Mammalia; Carnivora; Felidae
Gene: ONECUT3
Product: one cut homeobox 3
Exons: 5
Coding region: 1-906 (301 amino acids)
Biological process (GO): regulation of transcription by RNA polymerase II
Cellular component (GO): nucleus
Molecular function (GO): DNA-binding transcription factor activity, RNA polymerase II-specific; RNA polymerase II cis-regulatory region sequence-specific DNA binding
Source: RefSeq, a predicted model, not a curated record
AUGGCCACUGGGCGCCGGCUGCAGCUUCCCUCCCGGCCGCGGGCCGCGCAUGCGCGCGGGCGCCGGAUUGAUCGCGGCCGCCUCUCCUCCCUCGCCGCGCCGGCCCCGCCCCUCCUCCCGCCGCGUUGCCCGGCAACCGCGGCUCGGCGCACUCCCAUUGGCCGGCGGCGCGCCGGGGUCCCGGGCGGCGCGUGGGACUGUGCCGUGGCCCCGCCCCUGCUCACCCUGCUCAUCUUCCUUCGGGGGCUGCCUUCUCGGGACCCCCUGGAUCUGCCAACCGCAGCUCCCAAUUCUGGCUUCAGCACCAAGAACAGCGCCCUGCAAUUCUCUGACCCCGAAGCGCCCAAUUCUGGCUUCAGCACCAAGAACAGCGCCCUGCAAAUCAACACCAAGGAGGUGGCGCAGCGCAUCACCGCCGAGCUGAAGCGCUACAGCAUCCCGCAGGCCAUCUUCGCGCAGCGCAUCCUGUGCCGCUCGCAGGGCACGCUCUCCGACCUGCUGCGCAACCCCAAGCCGUGGAGCAAGCUCAAGUCGGGCCGCGAGACCUUCCGCAGGAUGUGGAAGUGGCUGCAGGAGCCCGAGUUCCAGCGCAUGUCGGCGCUGCGCCUGGCAGCCUGCAAACGCAAGGAGCAGGAGCAGCAGAAGGAGCGCGCGCUGCAGCCCAAGAAGCAGCGGCUGGUGUUCACCGACCUGCAGCGGCGCACGCUCAUCGCCAUCUUCAAGGAGAACAAGCGGCCGUCCAAGGAGAUGCAGGUCACCAUCUCGCAGCAGCUCGGCCUGGAGCUCAACACCGUCAGCAACUUCUUCAUGAACGCGCGGCGCCGCUGCAUGAACCGCUGGGCCGAGGAGCCGGGCGCCGCCCCCGCGGGCCCCGCCGGCGCCGCCGCCACCUUCUCCAAGGCCUGA